AUGGAGGAGCAGCCCGGGAAGCUGUCCCAGACUGACCAGGCCUGUGCCAUCUGCUGCCUGAGCUGCUGGCUCAACACGGCGAAGGGAAUCUGGUGUUUCCAGCCAACAGGGGAACCACCUCAGCACGGAACUUUCGGUGCCGCUGGUAGCCGCGACCCCCGGUACAGCCCGGCACCGGAGCGGCAGAACGGGCACCGGGAGCGGCGCGGAGAAGCAGGGCGGGGCCGGCCCCGGGAGAGCGGGCGGCUGGCCUCGCAGAUCCGCCGGCUGUACGGGGCGAACCGCCGCGCCGCCCGGCCCUUCUGGCUGUGCCUGACCGAGUUCGCGGCGGGGACGCCCAUCUACGAGCAGUGCUUCCGCAUGAACGACGGCUUCGCCGGGUACCUGAUGGAUACAACUCCAGAGAGUUACCUGGACCUGUUUCCUUUGGAGACCAUUGUUUAUCUCACUCCUGACUCUGAGAACGUCCUUGAAGACAUCGACCCGGACAAGGUGUACGUGCUGGGAGGGCUGGUGGACGAGAGCAUUCACAAGCAGCUGACCCUGCGGAGGGCGCGGGAGCAGCGCCUGCAGACGGCCCGGCUCCCCAUCCGCGAGUACAUGGUGAGGGCCCCCAACGCCAGGAACUACCACUGCGAGACUCUGGCCAUCAACCAGGUCUUUGAUGUCCUGUGCACCUACUACGAGACGAGGAGCUGGCCAGCAGCUCUGAGGGCUGGGGUUUCCUCUGGGAAAGGCUACGUGCUACCGGAGACAGCAGAACCGGUGGAGACAGCCCCGUGCGACGCUGCUGCCCAAGAAAACUCUUUAUUCUGUGGUGAGGAGCUGCACAGGCAGGAAGCACCAGCAUGACUGUGCACAGGAGACAGCUCGUCCCAGCAGUGUGAGGACCUUGCUGGAGCAACACCUUCUACCUCAGAAAUGUGAUGCUGGACAUCCCCCCCCUGCCCCUGAGCAGGGAAUAAAAGCCUGGUGGAGCCUGGGAUCAAAACUGACAGGAAUUCAGUUUUGCUUCUUUAGCAGCUGUUUGUUUGUGACUGCUGCACCUACAAUUGUUCUGGGAUGGGGAGGAGAGCUUUAAGGGGUUUUCUUCAUUUUAUUGAAACAGAGAGUAAGGUGAGGUUAGGGUUGCAAAGCUUAUGGGCAAGGAAAUCCCCCUACCAUAGGACAGAACAGUGCUGCUGCUGCAGGAAAAGGCAGGAUGGGGAGCAGCUCCCAAGGACUAUGUCCCAACAACUUAACCCAGUGAAGAUGUGGCGAGUUGUUGAAGCCUUUGGCUAGUUGAAUGCAUCUAAUACAAAAUAAAAGGUUUAGAUCCCCAUUGUGUACCUACAGUUACUGAUGAGUGGAACCUUGUCACACCUGACAUACACAGGUCCCUGACCCCUGUGUCCCUGCUGGGAGGUACCUGGGCUUGGCUGUGCCUGCUCAGAGCGGUGCCAGUGCCACAGCCACAGCAGGGAGUGUGUUUGGUGCAGCUGAGUCGAUGCCUUACCUCAGCCAUUGCUGCCAAAGGAGCCCUAAAACCUCAUGGCCAGUGGCAGCAGGACCUGAAGGUCAUCUGAGGUAAGUUUGGUUAUGUGUUUUCCUUCCUCCUUCGCAGCAAGACCCUUCCACAGCCCUGGGGCUAGUGUCCAGGUGCGUGCGGCACGGGUCUGCAGGUGCAGUGGGGGCUGCUGUGGUUUGACCCAAGCCAGGGGUGGCCCUGAGCUUACGCCACACCGGUGGUGUCAGUGCUGGCCAGUGCCCCCUGCUGUGCCCUGGGGGCUCUUGGCAAGCUGGGCGUGGCAGUGAUCCCCGUCGGUGUCCCAGAGCCAGGGACAGUGCUGUCCCCACGGUGCCUGGGGACAGGUGGGGCCAUCACUCCAGCCCCUCCGUGCCCCUCAGCUGCCCAGAGCAGCAGCAGCUCCUUGGGGAAAGGCAGCCAGCCCCAAUAUCCCCAGGCUGCUCCCCAGCAGUGAAGGACCAGUUUCUGCCCCUCCAUCCAAGGGGAUGCUGAGCCGAACCACCCUCCAGCUCACACCUGGCCAGGGUGAGCCCUGCUGGGAGGGGGACAGGGCUGGGGGAGCCCCUGGCAGCCCCUGCACAGCUCUGACCGCAGCGUUACGGCGUGGGGGCUCGCCCUGCUGGCACACUCGGAGCCAUGAGCCGCCCCAGAGGGGGGCUGGGUGGUGGCCAGGGCCUGUUCGGGGGCUGGGAGGUGGCCAGGGCCUGUCCUGCUCACCAGCACGUGGCUGCAGAGCAGGAGCAGCACUGCCCCGGCUGGGAUGACCCUCUCUGGCCAAGGAAAAGCAGCUGAAUGUGGGAUCACUGUGUUCCCUUGGCCGCAGAGGGUGGAGAAAGCCACCUGGGCUCCUCCUCCUUUGGCCAGGGUGGGGUUUGGCGUCCCUUUAGUGCAGGGCCUGCCUGGAGAGCAGGGUGAGAGAAAGGCAGGCUGAAGGGCUCCCACUCUCCCCCAUGGGUGACCGAGGCAGCUGAGACGACACCAUGAGACCGACACCUGCACAGCCUGAUAGCCCUGGGCAACACACACACGCUGAAGGGCUGCAAGAGCACCGGGGGCACGGCUGCUCUUGGGGAGGAAGCCCAGGCAGCAGUGUGGGCACGUCCUCCCGUGGCCAGACUGGGCUGAACAUCGCCCGGGAGAGAGCCUGAG
Ficedula albicollis (Collared flycatcher) is the source of this 2656-nucleotide messenger RNA. It is a transcript of the gene TRMT10B, whose product is annotated as tRNA methyltransferase 10B. Bases 1 to 852 code for a protein of 283 amino acids. Gene Ontology annotation, biological process: tRNA N1-guanine methylation. NCBI's taxonomy places the organism in Eukaryota, Metazoa, Chordata, Aves, Passeriformes, Muscicapidae. The transcript is spliced from 6 exons. Gene Ontology annotation, molecular function: tRNA binding. Gene Ontology annotation, cellular component: nucleoplasm; nucleus. The record is from RefSeq and is a predicted model, not a curated record.